UACAGCUGAAAAAAGGAUUUGUAUUUAGCCCUUUUUGUCAUAUCUACACUCUUCUUGCUGACCAGCACAAGUUUGUGAAAAAUAAUUCGAGAUUUUAAUCAGAAUUUGAAGGAUAUGUGUUUGGACUUUUGUUUAUGAAGAUGGAAUGUGAGUUCCAUCAAAGAAAUCGACCAUUAUGUUUGAUUAGUAAUAAAAAUUAUGUGUUGGAUUGUUUGUGAUAGUUAAUGAAUUUUGAUUUGAGUAGAGAAAAAUGGCAUGGAGUAACCUGUUGUCUAAUUGGCAAAUCGACCUGCUGGGCCUGCCUUGGGCUUCGUGUAAAGGAGAGAGAGAGAGGGGGGGCAACGGCUGAACUUUAUUCUAUUCAAGUUAUAGUUUUCGACACUUUGGUAUAACUAUUUUGCUGCUGAGAACGAGGCUGUUUUUCAAAGAAAAAGAAAAUAAAGAAGUGUGUGUAGGCUAAUUGUAUGAGGAUCACAGAGGCAAUUCAAGCAUAAAAAUUCCAUCUUUAUUGGUGAGUGCAGAAACAAGAAUGGAGAAAUGAAGAUUUGUUGCAAUUUGAGAACGCCCACUUAAGAGUUGGAUGUAGAAGCCAUUGCAGAGAGAGAAAGGUAGUGGAGGUGUGUGAAGAUUGCGCAUGAAGCAAUAAGUGGAAGCCAUGAAAGAUGAAAAUUGCAGACAGAGCAAGCUCUCUUGGUCAAAGAAACUGGUUAGGAAAUGGUUCAAUAUUAAGUGCAAAGGUGAGGAAUUUCAGGCUGAUGAAGAAGCUGUUUAUGGAGGGGGUGAAAUGGAGUGGAGAAGUUGCUUCUCUGAAAGGGAGCCAUUUACAAUCAAGAAAAGUAAAACAGAAGAUUCAGCAAAGAACAUGGAGCGUUCCUUUUCGCGUUCAAGGUCCCGGUCCAGGCGAGGGAGAGGCUAUCUUGAUCACCCACAGAUUUUAAACAUCCAAAACUACAGUGUUUUCGUGUCAACGUGGAAUGUAGGAGGAAAACCACCUAGGAGCAAUAUGAACUUAGACGAUUGGCUGCACUCAGCUCCUUCUGCAGAUGUAUAUGUUCUAGGUUUUCAAGAAAUAGUUCCUUUGAAUGCUGGCAACAUUCUUGGAGCAGAGGACAACGGCCCGGCUAAGAAGUGGCUCGCCCUAAUCAAACGAACACUGGACAAUGCUCCAGGCACUAGUGGAGUCGGGGGCUGCUACACAUCAUCUCCGAUGCCUGAUCCUGUUGCUGAGUGGAAUGCAGAUUUCGAGGGAUCAUCUAGGAACAAAGCCUCGACCUUCUUGCCACGUAGGUCAUUCCAAACACCACCACAACGCUGGAACAUGGAUAAUGACAUGUCAAUCCCACAGCCUCCCCUUGAUAGGCGACUUAGUGUGUGUGACCGCGUGAUUUUUGGUCACAGGCAGAGUGACUUUGGUGCGAAUGUGAGAUGGGGUUGUAGACCUAGCGAUUGCUCGUCUAGCCAGAGGACGAGCGACUUCUCUUGUGGCCCUCGUCCCAGUGACUACUCGUCUGGACCCCGGCCAAGUGACUACUCUUCCAGCAGAAGGCCUAGUGACUUCGAGGAAUAUCUGACUGGCGAAUCGCCUAGUACAGUCUUGCAGUCGAGGGGUUGUGCACCCGCAGAAGAUGCAUACACAGAGCCGGGAAGAUCGAGAUACUCUUUGGUUGCAAGUAAACAAAUGGUUGGCAUUUUUCUCACUGUUUGGGUUCGGAGUGAGAUGAAGGAACAUGUGAGAAACAUAAAGAUUUCCUGUGUUGGAAGAGGAUUAAUGGGCUAUCUUGGUAACAAGGGUUCCAUCUCAAUCAGCAUGAUGCUGCACCAGACCAGCCUUUGCUUCGUGUGCAGUCACUUGACAUCUGGUGAGAAGGAGGGUGACGAGCUUCGUAGAAACGCUGAUGUCAUGGAGAUCCUAAGGAAGACACGGUUUCCGCGGAUUAACAGCAUCAAUGAUGAAAAAUCACCCGAGACAAUCCUUGAACAUGAUCGAAUAAUUUGGCUCGGAGAUCUGAACUACCGAAUAGCUCUGCCCUACCGAUCUGCCAAAGCACUUGUUGAAAUGCAAAACUGGAGAGCAUUGUUAGAAAAAGACCAACUCCGGAUAGAGCAGAGACGAGGCCGAGUAUUUGAUGGAUGGAAAGAAGGGAAGAUCUACUUCCCACCAACGUAUAAAUACUCACACAAUUCGGACAGAUAUGCCGGUGAUGAUAUGCACCCAAAGGAGAAAAGACGAACUCCUGCAUGGUGUGACAGAAUCUUGUGGUAUGGAGGCGGUCUCCAACAGUUAUCAUAUGCACGAGGCGAAUCUAGAUUUUCGGAUCACAGGUCAGUCUCUAGCGUUUUCUGGGCUGAGGUGGAGCUAGUCCCCAACCGGUUCAGGAAAAGCACGAGCUGCUCGAGCUCCAGAAUAGAGGUCGAGGAGCUGUUGCCCUACACGCAUAGUUACACCGAACUCUGCUUCUUUUGACAAAGGGUACGCAGUACGUGCUGCAUUGCCAUACCGUAUUGCUGUCCUUCGUCUACCAGAUGUAGAUAUUCAGUUUUGGCGGACUCAUCAUCUCCUAACUUGCUACAUUUCCUCUCAAGAUUCUCAUUCUCUCAGGCCUUCUCUGAAUUCAUUUAACAGACAAAUCUUUCUGUUGCAGGAUGUAACCUAACAACUCAAGAUUCCAAGUUGUUUUUUUCAGGAUUCUUUGAUUAGUUAGAAUAGGAUCAUAGAUUUUUGACAAGGUGGGGAACUAGACAUGCUCAAAAUAAGCAGCCCCCUUUUUUUUUAAUUCAGAAAUUUGCAGUUUUCAAUGUAAGAAAGGAUUGGAAUCUUGAUGUAUAAACACUCAUUCUAACAUGAAAGUGAAAUAUCAAGCUUCUUGUUGCUUGUUGCCAA
Molecule: messenger RNA, 2881 nt
Organism: Salvia miltiorrhiza (redroot sage)
Lineage: Eukaryota; Viridiplantae; Streptophyta; Magnoliopsida; Lamiales; Lamiaceae
Product: type IV inositol polyphosphate 5-phosphatase 6-like
Exons: 11
Coding region: 656-2464 (602 amino acids)
Biological process (GO): phosphatidylinositol dephosphorylation
Molecular function (GO): phosphatidylinositol-3,4,5-trisphosphate 5-phosphatase activity; phosphatidylinositol-4,5-bisphosphate 5-phosphatase activity; inositol-polyphosphate 5-phosphatase activity
Source: RefSeq, a predicted model, not a curated record